AUGCCAGCCGGUGUGCCGAUGAAAGAAUAUCUCAAGUUCAUGACCGCUGCUAUGUUGUCCAUGUUCGCCGGUUCUCAGUUGGUUCACACGUAUUACAAUCCCCUGAAAGACCUCAACUAUUAUGUAGAAAAAGAAAUUAAAACCCAGCGACUUAGGGAGGUUAAACAACCGGCGGUUGAGGCUAUCAACAAUGUAGAAUAAACUUAUUUAUUUGUAA
Toxorhynchites rutilus septentrionalis is the source of this 217-nucleotide messenger RNA. RefSeq names its product ubiquinol-cytochrome-c reductase complex assembly factor 6 (gene sloth2). NCBI's taxonomy places the organism in Eukaryota, Metazoa, Arthropoda, Insecta, Diptera, Culicidae. Bases 1 to 201 code for a protein of 66 amino acids. Gene Ontology annotation, biological process: mitochondrial respiratory chain complex III assembly. The transcript has a single exon. The record is from RefSeq and is a predicted model, not a curated record.